Messenger RNA from Ruditapes philippinarum (Manila clam), 2550 nucleotides. RefSeq lists its product as uncharacterized. Lineage: Eukaryota; Metazoa; Mollusca; Bivalvia; Venerida; Veneridae. The transcript is spliced from 3 exons. The record is from RefSeq and is a predicted model, not a curated record. Bases 193 to 1665 code for a protein of 490 amino acids.
AUAAGAAUUGAAAAAAGUUGAAAUAUAAAAUCACAACAGUUAUUCGCAUAUUAAUUCAUUUGCGUUUCGAGCAUUAUUCAUUUGUUUCAUUGUUUAAACAUAACAUUGUUUUACUAUUGAGAUAUUGAUAUUGUUUAAAUCAUUUGUGGUUGAUACAUGAUUGUUGCACGAAACAAAGAUUAAGCAACAGCAAUGACUGUGCUAUCGUUUGCCGUGUUGUUAUCAGUUUUAAGUCUUGUCUCGGGAUGUGUAGAUGAUACAGAUUGUAUACUGCCUGACGGACAAGUUGGACAAUGUCACUUGCAAAAAUGUAUUCGACAACUCGAUGACAACGCAAAUGAAUAUCUAACAUUCACUAUCAGAGUAAAAUAUCCAGAAUCUGUUCUGAAGAUUCAUGGAAGAACGUCUUUAUAUAUACGAGGUAAUGGACUUGGAUUACUUUGGACCAAAGGCAAUCAACUUUCUAAGACAGGCCAUGACACGUGGGACAUAAAUAUCACGUACAUAUCGUCUUUAGAUGGAUAUCAGUGUAAAUUUUGUUUAGAUAAAGAUUACCUUCCUAACAAGAAACUUCAAUAUCGUGUAAUGGCUGACGAUCUUCAGGACAUGAUUGGAGCUAACUUUGCUAUUCACCUGCCUGUUUCCGAGGUGUCAUCAUAUUUUGAAACAGUUCCUGUCUUUUCGGUUUACCCUUGGUUCUUUACAUAUACAGGUGUUAUAGACAGUUUUGUUAUAAACUCUACGAAUCUCGGCGAAGAGAAGAACAUAACUCUUUAUACACCUCCUAGUUUUAAUGAAAACGUUUAUAAAACUUAUCCAACUGUCUUUGUCUUUGAUCUCAAUUUAGAAUAUGCUAAAUCUUUCAAGAAGAAAUUUGAAGAUCCGAUUUAUCCACAUGCCGUUGCCGAAGAAUUUGUUCUGAUAGGCUUUGGUGAUUAUACAUCUAAUGGUAGAGAGAGAGUUGAUCUACUGACACCAUCGGCUGGUCCAGCUUUAGACUGUAUUAAUGGCACACUUCGUGAUAAUUGUGACGGAUGUAUUCCUGAGGCAUUGAGCACCAACAUCACAGCGUUUAUUAAGUAUCUCGAGGAAACAUGUGGAAAAUAUUAUAAUAAAGGAGGUCUAGGUGACAAUACACUGGAUUUUCUAGAAAAAGAGGCUUUCCCAACUGCCAACCAACUCACGUCUACGAGAUUGCAAAAAGAUAAUAUUGGUGUGAUGGGAUAUUCUUUAGGAGGGCUUAUGUCUUGCCAUGCUGUUUGGACACGUCCAGAUGUGUAUUCAUUUGCUGCCUGCCAAUCACCUUCUUUAUGGUGGCCGAUGAACACUUUCAGUCAUAAUGUUAACGAUUUUGAUUUCUUAAAUAAAACUCUUAAAAACCCAAUAUUUCAAACAAAACGUCCGGAGCAAAGAAUUUAUCUUGAUGCAGGAGGGGCGGAAACUCCAGAGCCAUACAGUCUUACACAAACUACUGUAGAAGCGGCACAUGCAAUUUCCAGCUUCGUACACUAUGAAUUAAACAGAAAUGUUUGGGUAGCCGUUGAUCCGAACAAAAAUCAUUCUUUUGUAGAAUGGGAAAGGCGUAUUGGCCAGGCUUUGACUACAUUAUUGCCGGCCCAUGGUUCUAAAGGCAUGCCGUCAAUAGAUGCUUCACCAGUUGGGUGACAUGAUAGAAUUGCUCUUUGAAAUAUACGAAGAAAACAAUAAAUUUAAAUUGAUUUGAAAAUUUGUUUAAUCUUUAAUCAGGUCAUAGAUUUUUUUUGUGUGAAACUGCAUUUGAAUACAUGCUCUAACUUUUAAAAUACUCCUUAAAAUCUAAAUCAACUUAUGUUAAAAUAUGUUGAAAUUCGGGGAAUUGUUACAUAAAGUUUCCUUUGAAUAAUUAUAUCUUUAAAUAAUGUGAAUCACGGAAAAGUUAAUGAAGUAUUUAAUCAUUUAUGUUUUUCAACACGAUUAAUUGUAGUUGGUAAAGACAGUUUAUUUCAAUCGCCCAGCCUUUUGUUUAAAUAUAAUGCACCAUGACAUUCAGCUGUAUCAAAAUAUUCUGUUAGACCUACAUGUUUCAGCAUUUUAAGAGACCGUGGAAGAAAAUGCUUUGAAUGGUCUCUUAAACAAUGUGGUCUCUUAUCAGAAACAAAUUGUGUUUGAUUCAUAUGAGCUGAUAACAAUGUGUUGUGUAAUUAUAAUUGAUAUCAGUUAUAUUUGAGCUAAAGAGUUUUUCGGAUUAUUCUUAACAAUGAUAUCCAGUCUUCUUCAGUACAUUUAGUAGAAAUACCUCAAUUUCUUCAACCUAAAAAUAGGUGCCCGCCAGGGGUAAUGUAGUCCAGUUCUUUUUACAUGGUGCAUUAGGAGUAAAUUAGGAGAAAAUUUAAAUGAUAUUUUGACUAAUGAAACCUGGGAUUAACUAUUGGUUUUAAAGUACGCAAUCGAUACAAUUAUAUUGUCAGAUCCAAAUUUUCAAAAAUGUUUGUCUUUCAUAAUUCAUACUGUAAUGAACGGAAAUCUGCCAAAAACCAAAAGUAGAAAUGCAAUAAAUCAGACUUAUGAAUU